Molecule: messenger RNA, 3291 nt
Organism: Zymoseptoria tritici IPO323
Lineage: Eukaryota; Fungi; Ascomycota; Dothideomycetes; Mycosphaerellales; Mycosphaerellaceae
Product: histidine kinase
Exons: 2
Coding region: 1-3288 (1095 amino acids)
Biological process (GO): phosphorelay signal transduction system; phosphorylation
Molecular function (GO): phosphorelay sensor kinase activity
Source: RefSeq, a predicted model, not a curated record
AUGACGGGUGAAUACUGUGUUGCGACAGCAAUCGGGCAGAGGAAGCAGAGCACGGAGCGCCCUGCGUCUAAUGGUACGGCUAUUGUGAAUGGACAUGAGACAAGCGAAAAGAACGAUACUUCUCAAUCCCUGGACUGGACUCGCCAUCCCAUAACCAGUCCGUCUGCAUGGAUCGAGUCCAUUCGUACCAUGGACUGGUCAUCCACCGCAAUUGGACCCAUGUCGUCCUGGUGUCCGACUCUGCGUCAGUACAUGCUCCACAUCAUGUCCAAUCCUGAACCACGACUCCUGAUCUGGGGUGAAAGCAUGACCUUCAUCUACAACGAGGCCUGUGUGGAGUUCUUCGGCGAGAAGCAUCCUCAUGUACAAGGGAAGAGUGUCCAAGAAGCGUGGAGCGAGAUCUGGGAGCCAAUAUCGCCUAUGAUCAAGGCUGCGUACGCAGGACAAACAGUCAAGCUGGCAGCAUCGUUGCAAUUUAUCGAACGGCACGGGUACACGGAAGAGACGUACUGGGACUUCGCCAUGGUUCCGAUUGUUGGGCCGGAUGGUCGCGGUAUUGGCUUGAUUGAUGAGAUUACAGAGACCACGUCGAUGAUUACGGCUGAUCGGAGACGACGAUUUCUCAAUGAGUUGAGCGAAAAGAUGCAGACUGCAGCCACCCUCCCCGCCGUCUGGACGGCUGUAUUGGAAUGCAUAGAGUCCGCCAGUCCGGAUUUACCCUUUGCCAUGCUCUAUACCGUUGCUGACGACUUGGGCGAUGAUGCUGAUGGAACGACGUCUGAUUACGCUGCCUCAGUGGAGUCGCAACAGCCAUCACGGCUAAAGAAGUGUGUCCUUGCGGGUACUGUCGGUGUCUCGGACGACAAUGCGGAGGCCGUGAAAACAUUCACACUUCACGACGCCGAGCACCCCUCAAGUAUUGCAGGACGUUGUUAUGAAGCUUGCAAAGGUGGCAAAGCGAUCCAUCUCUCCUCCAGCGAAGGGACACUUCCAGAAUCUCUUCGUGGCCCGAUUCCUGGUCGAAGUUUUGACGACGGAAUACGAACAGCGAUCGUUUGUCCUCUCGGCUCAGCCAUGAGCUCUGACAUUGUGGGAGUACUGGUCUUAGGAUUGAAUCCUCGGUCGCCCUUCAAUUCGGAAUACAAGAUUUUCCUUCACGUUGCGGUUGAGAUGAUCGAAAAGGCUGCGGCAUUGAUCUCUCUACCCGAAGAGCAACGACGAGCGCAGAAGCUGGCAGACGAUAUCACCACUGCCCUCACUCAGCAGCUCCGCUUGUCGAACAUCCAGGCUGAGAAGAACGAAGCCAAGUUCUCGCGCAUGGCCGACUCCGCACCCAUCGGCAUGUUCAUGUUCGGACCAGACGGCAAAACCAUAUAUACCAACAAAGCGUACAAGGACUUACUAGGAGUGGACAAUGGAGAAGAGACAGCGAUAACAUCGCAGAAGCAGUUCAACUCGUGGGGUGAUCUCCUUCACGCCGAUGACUUGGACCUCUUCCUCACUGCGUGGGCGAGGGUCACCGACGAGAAAGUUCCGAUCACCUUCGAGUACCGGCUGAAGAGGCCGUGGUCAUCGAUUGAUAAGUCCACGGGUCAGAACACUUCGGGUGAAACGUGGUUACAUGCUACGGCUUUUCCGGAGAUUGCGCCGGAUGGCUCGGUGACGACUGUACAAGGUUGGCUCACGGAUAUUUCGCAUCGCAAGUUCUCAGAAAAUCUGCUUUCGCAGAAACUUGAGGAUGCUCUGGAGAAUAAGCGGCAGACGGAGAACUUCAUUGAUAUGACGUCUCACGAAAUGCGGAAUCCGCUCUCGGCAAUUCUUCAGAGCGCAGACUCUAUCCUGUCCACCCUAUCCGCGACUGGGAUGCCGAUAUUGAACGAAGACCUGGUGCUGCCUGCCGAAAUCGCCGAGGAGAUCAUCGACGCCGCUCAAGUCAUCGUUCUGUGCGCGCAACACCAAAAGCGCAUCGUAGAUGACAUCUUGACACUUUCGAAGCUUGAUGCGAGUUUGCUGGUGAUCUCUCCGGACAAAGUCCAGGUUCCGGCGCUGAUCAAGAAGGCUCUCAAGAUGUACGAGGCCGAGAUCGAACGUGCUGAUAUCGAUGCUCAGCUUCAGAUCGAGCCGACUUACGAAGAUCUAAAGGUUGACUGGGUCGUGCUUGAUCCGUCUCGAUUACUUCAGGUCGUCAUCAAUCUGCUGACCAACUCGAUCAAGUUCACCCAGUACUCCUCCACACGGAAGAUCAAAAUUUGCAUAGGUGCUUCGCGCCAACGGCCCUCCGGCCAGCAUCACGGCAUAUCUUUCGUACCACCACGCUUCAAUCGUCCGUGUAAGACGCCCGCAGCGGAAUGGGGACACGGCGAAGACAUCUACCUUCAAGUCGCUGUCUACGACACUGGUCGCGGGCUCAAUGAUGAUGAGAUGAAAGUCCUCUUCGGACGCUUCCAACAGGCGAGUCCGAAGACAUACCAGCAGUACGGCGGUUCCGGACUCGGACUUUUCAUCUCCCGAGAGCUGUGUGAGCUGCAAUGCGGACAGAUCGGGGUGUCCAGCAAAGACGGCCAAACAGUCUUCACCUUCUACGUCCGAGCCAAGCGCUGGCUGAACGACGACCACCUCACGCAAGCUCCCGCGAACGCCUUCGCCAGCGCUUCAGCCUCUCCAAUUGCCUACAGCCUCACGACCUUCAAGCCUCUCUCCCGACAGCCGUCAUACACCAAGACCCCACUCCAACUCGUCACCGAACAGACUCCCGAUCAGGUCGAUGCAGCGACAAUGACCUCCCCCACCGCCACCCCCACCUCAGCUUCGACCAAACCACCUCAACUCCACGUCCUCAUAGUAGAAGACAACACCAUCAACGCCCGCGUCAUGUCCAAACAACUCCGCCGCGCAGGCUGCAUCGUACACAUCGCCAACCAUGGCGGCGAAUGUCUCGACUUCCUCGACCGAUCGUCCUUCUGCGCUCCAACUCCGCCUUCCACGCCUACAUCUCCGAACGUUCCUCCUACUCCCUUAUCAAUCAUCCUUCUCGAUCUCGAAAUGCCGACUAUGGAUGGACUGACCUGUAUACGCCAUAUCCGCGAGAGACAAGCGAACGGACGGCUAGUGGGCCAUGUUCCGGUCAUUGCGGUCACGGCGAAUGCUAGGAGCGAACAGAUUCAUUUUGCAAUUGAGGCGGGGAUGGAUCAGGUUGUUACGAAGCCGUUUAGGAUUCCGGAGCUGGUGCCUAGAAUGGAGGGGUUGGUGGGGGAGAUUUUGGCGGGGUUGAAGAUGAAUGGAGGGUGAAGU